ACCAUCUCAUCAUGUGGGGCCCAGUAGGCGGCGACAGACGCUGGAUCCUACGCCCUGUAGAGGCAAAACGAGCUCCUGAAAGAUAAAAACCCCGAUCUCUCUUACAUUCGAUGCUCUCGUGGACUGCGACAGAUCAUCCAUACGAGCUUCGCGACGAAAAUCCUAGAAGCCGGCUCUCUCUCCGUGGAUCGACUGGACCGACAAAAACGAAGAAUCGUCGAAGAUCGAAAUCUUUGGUAAAAUCUCCGCAUUUCAAGAUUGGGAGAGAUUCACAGCUGGAUCGGACGAGUUAGGAUGGCCCAGUUUUAGAGCAGGAAAGGAGAUGGUAGAGAGAGAUUCAGAGACAGAAAACGGCGACAGCAGUGGGGCCGACGACAUUCAAAGCGGAACCCACAAACCGGUUCUCCGGAGGGAGCCUUCCUUCUCAGGCUGGUGCGAUGAAGAUGGGAUCCAUCAGUCCGGUUGUUCUUCAGACGGUGCUGAUGUGAGUGUUGUCGAAGACACUGAUUUCGAAUUGCCUCUGCUUCAAGUUGAAGGGCUGGAAAACGGCGUUUUAAAUAGAGAGAGAGUGAAAUUAAGUAGAUUCCAGCAGAGGAGCAUGCAUUUGAACGGGGGUUCUGAUAUGGUAGAUGCGUCCAUUUGUAUGGAAGGAAUUGGGAACAGGAAGAAGUAUGUUCCAUUCGAUAUAGAAAACGAGUCUGGUAGAGAAGUGCGGGUUUCGGAAUUCAAAGGUGAAGAUGGAAAUUCAGAGAGAGUGCAAGCUCCUCAGAGCAGCAUUUCAACGGCCGCAUUGCUUCGGACAUUGUUUUACAUACUAGUGUGGUACACUUUCAGCACAUGUUUGACACUGUAUAAUAAAACACUCUUAGGCGAUAAAUUGGGGAAGUUCCCAGCUCCCUUCUUGAUGAAUACUAUUCAUUUUGGCAUGCAAGCCAUUUUAUCCAAGGCCAUCGUGCGAUUCUGGUCUCAAAAGUUGCAACCUAGUGUAAAAAUGUCAUGGAGGGAUUACUUUCUCAAAGUUGUACCAACAGCUAUUGGAACAGCGCUGGAUAUAAACCUGAGUAAUGUCUCCCUUGUUUUCAUCUCUGUCACAUUUGCCACUAUGUGUAAAUCCGCCUCUCCAAUAUUUCUCCUUCUGUUUGCUUUUGCAUUCAAGUUGGAGAGUCCAAGCAUCAAGCUUCUAGGAAUCAUAUUUAUCAUUUCCAUUGGAGUUUUAUUAACAGUUGCAAAGGAGACAGAAUUUGAGUUCUGGGGCUUCGUUUUUGUUAUGCUGGCUGCUAUUAUGUCAGGAUUUCGUUGGUCCAUGACUCAGAUUCUUUUGCAGAAAGAAGCCUAUGGUUUAAAGCAUCCCAUCACUUUUAUGAGCUAUGUUACCCCCGUGAUGGCAGUGGCAACUGCUUUGCUCUCUCUUAUAAUGGAUCCCUGGCAUGAAUUUAAAAGGAAUGAUUACUUCAGCAAUUCACAGCACAUUCUUCAUACUUGCAUGGUAUUGCUUUUAGGGGGAACUUUGGCAUUUUUUAUGGUUCUAACUGAAUAUAUUCUUGUUUCAACGACCAGUGCAGUAACGGUAACAAUAGCAGGUGUUGUUAAGGAGGCUGUUACUAUUUUGGUUGCAGUGUUUUACUUCCAUGAUCAAUUUACUGUGUUGAAGGGGAUUGGGCUCAUCAUAAUAAUGGUCGGUGUCAGUUUAUUCAAUUGGUACAAAUACCAAAAACUACAGAAAGGCCCGCCAAUCGGCAAUGAUGAAGAAAUAUGGUCACCCGCUGCCAAUGGAGCUGCAAACUAUGUUAUCCUUGAUGAGAUGGAUGAUCAGGAUGAUGCCGCUAGCACAGGAUUGCACUAGCUAAAGUAUACAGCAUAAAGUGGUCGAUAUUGCUCAAACUAUAGUUAAAUUCUUCUCCUUGGACAGGCAUGCAAGAGAUAACUGCAAUAGCUUAUUCCAGUUGCGUGAAUUUCUUCAUGGAGGAUAAUUGAUCCAACCACGAGAACAGUUUGUAUCGAUGCUGCUAGACAGGCUAUGUAUUCUCCUUCCAUCCCAGUCACAGAAAGAGCUUUCUAAACUUUUCCACCACGAACGCGCACUUCUACUGAUAUCUGACAACAUUGUUUUUCCUUCUAUAAGCUUGUCUAUAUUUACAGUCUUCACUGAGAUCGCCAACAACAAUGGGCAGGUCACAUGAAGCAAACCUAACUAUUUCAAGGCAUUUGGAUGCCUAUAAGCAGGAGCAAAUGCGGUAUUUAUUUGUAUUUUUAUGCAUUUUAUUGGAGUACUAUUGAUAGAAAUCAAAUAUGCUCUCAGCACUCUUUUAGUUUAUCAUUUUACAAUUGUUGUCCUUUCCAUGGGAAAAACUUUCUGAGGUUGUACAAUAUGAAAGUGGAAAGCUGGAAUAGAUUGAAAAGUUAUUGUUUCCAUGAAUUGAAAUGCCACUCUCAUGUGACACCGGCUUACCUUUGGCUUUGAAAGCCAUGAAACUAUUUUGUAACACUCAAGACAGAUUGCAAUGCACACAUAUUCAAUGAAAUGAGCUUGACCAUGUAAGUCUGUUUGCUUCAA
Magnolia sinica is the source of this 2554-nucleotide messenger RNA. Its product is annotated as probable sugar phosphate/phosphate translocator At1g06470. The transcript has 13 exons. The record is from RefSeq and is a predicted model, not a curated record. NCBI's taxonomy places the organism in Eukaryota, Viridiplantae, Streptophyta, Magnoliopsida, Magnoliales, Magnoliaceae. Gene Ontology annotation, biological process: UDP-glucose transmembrane transport. Gene Ontology annotation, cellular component: endoplasmic reticulum-Golgi intermediate compartment; Golgi apparatus; cis-Golgi network. The coding region runs from base 323 to 1843 and encodes 506 amino acids. Gene Ontology annotation, molecular function: antiporter activity.